UCCCUUUAAAAAAUAAACAACAGGUAAAAACACGCUUGUGGUUUAGAUAUAUAAAUAGUACGGUUUUCCAGUUAAUAAUAACACAAACUAACACAACAUGGGCAGACCAAAACGAAAGGCAGCUAUGGAUUCUGAAGUAAAGGCUAAACGAGCCAAAGGAGAAACAGAUCUCGAAGGGGAUCUCAAAUGGCAUCAAUAUGGAGAUGUCAUAAAGGGGGUGUGUCCCCUCCUGAAACUUACAUCCGACACCCUCCCUGGUUGCGACAAAGUAGCUAGCUUUGAUAUUGAUUUUACAGUUAUCAAAACUGCAAGUGGUAGAAGAUUUGCUACUGGUGCAUCAGAUUGGGAAUUUUGGGAUGAAGUUGUUCCAAGUAAACUACAAGAGCUUCACCACAAUGGUUACAGAGUAGUUUUCUUUACAAAUCAAGCUGGAAUAGAGAAACUUAAAGUUAAACCGGAAGAAUUCAUGAAAAAAACCGAGGCUAUAAUUAAAGAAGUUGGUGUACCAAUUUAUGUUUUUGCAUGCACAGGAACUAAUCAUUUUAGAAAACCUAGUACAAUGAUGUGGGACCACUUUGUGGAACAUUGUAAUAAAGGAAUAAAGCCUGAUCUGUCCAAAUGUUUGUAUGUUGGUGAUGCAGCUGGUAGAGCAAAGGAAUGGUCCCCUGGUAAACCUAAAGAUUUUUCUUGCAGUGAUAGGAUGUUUGCAGCCAAUGUAGGAAUAGAUUUUUACACACCAGAAGAAUAUUUCUUUAAAGAACCAGUUGCUCCAUUUCAAUGGCGUUCCAUGGAUCCAAAUGAAUUUUUGUCAAAAACUGUAAAACCAAAGAAAGCACAACAUCAUUCUAAUAAACAAGAGCUUGUAGUUAUGUGUGGCUGUCCAGCAUCAGGGAAGAGCACAUUCAGAAAGAGAUAUUUUGAGAAGCAUGGUUAUCAAGUGGUAAACAGAGAUACUAUGGGGACAAUGGACAAAUGUGUCAAGGCAGCAAAAGAAGCAGUAAAGAAUGGUAAGAGUGUGAUUGCAGACAAUACUAACCCAUCAGCUGCUGCCAGGAAAGAUUUUAUAGAUGUGGCAAAGAAAGCAGGCAUACCAUGUAGAUGUUAUGUGAUGAAAACUCCACUAGAACUGGCACACCAUCUUAAUCUGGUCAGGCAAAACCAAACAGAAGGACAAGUUCGUAGAAUUCCAGAUGUUGGAUUUCAUGUGUUCAAAAAAAACUUUGAAGCUCCAACCAAAACUGAGGGAUUUUCAGAAAUUACAGAAAUUGACUUUAUUCCAGAUUUUGACAACAAAUCAGAUGAAAGUUUAUUUAGACAAUGGACAGAUUCUGCUUGAAUAAAAGGCAGGAUUGUCAAAUUUUGUUUAUACCAGUGUUUUUGUAAAACUCAGGGGCUGGAUAUAUAUAUGUGUUUUUUUUUAGUUUUCCAGGAAAUGAGUUACUUAUUCAUAGUAACUGAAGGCUAACCAAAACUGGAUGCAUCCUGCUUCUGUGGUUUACAAUACAAUGGCUAACCAAUUGUUAUUUUUUUAUUGUUUUUUUUAUUCAUGUUUUAAUAAUUUUUUCUAUAUUUUUACUUGUUUAUGAAACAAUGUGAUUGUUAUUGAAUGUUUAUACAUGUUUGAAAUACCAGAGUCUUAUUUUAAUCCAGUUUCAUUUCUUUCAUGACACUUGCCAGCAAUCAUUACAUUUUCUUGUUAUUUAGUGCAUACCAUUUUUUACAAAUUUCAAAAUAAAUGUUAUAAACAGUUAUUAAAAUGUGAAAUGUUUCAUCUAUGAAUUCCUAUGUCUUUGUCUUAUGGUCAGGAAGGUUAAAAGAAUAUAUUGAUAGCUAUUUGCAUAUACCUUAUAAAACCUGCUAUUUUUAUUAUAUGGUUUUUUGUAGGUAGACAAGAACAAAGUGUGAACCUUUUUUAUGCAAUCAAUUUCUUUUGGUUUUUUUUUAACAAAAUCCUUGGUAUGUCAAAUCAAUAUUUCGAAAGAAUUUUAUAUCCCAUUAACAAAAUUUUAAUUUGUAGUUUUUUAACUCACCUCUACGGUUUUGUAAUUAGCCUUUACCAUUAAAAAAAUGAUGACGAUUGAAUGAUUAAGUUUUAUCUGUUAAGUCCAGGAUGGGAUUCGUAUUAAUGCAUGUUUAAU
This is a messenger RNA of Mytilus trossulus (common blue mussel), 2138 nucleotides long. RefSeq lists its product as uncharacterized. The coding region runs from base 98 to 1336 and encodes 412 amino acids. The transcript is spliced from 8 exons. The record is from RefSeq and is a predicted model, not a curated record. Gene Ontology annotation, biological process: DNA repair. Gene Ontology annotation, cellular component: nucleus. Lineage: Eukaryota; Metazoa; Mollusca; Bivalvia; Mytilida; Mytilidae. Gene Ontology annotation, molecular function: polynucleotide 3'-phosphatase activity; ATP-dependent polydeoxyribonucleotide 5'-hydroxyl-kinase activity; double-stranded DNA binding.